This is a messenger RNA of Arachis ipaensis, 1488 nucleotides long. NCBI's taxonomy places the organism in Eukaryota, Viridiplantae, Streptophyta, Magnoliopsida, Fabales, Fabaceae. The record is from RefSeq and is a predicted model, not a curated record.
AUGGUGAAAUUUGGCUCCUAUUCGUUCCUAUUCUGCGCUCUUACAUUGGCAUUGGAUAUACUGGGGCUGCUUGUGAUUGGAACAAAAGCAGAUCCUUAUGACUUUACCAAGAACAGGAAGUCUGAUAGUGAGUCAGAUUUGGAUGAUGGCAGCACGUCAGAGUUGUCAGGUCAUUGGACUGAUGGUUGGAGCACCAAUUCGGGAGAUGGGGAUGACUUGAACGGGUUGGAGGAACCGCUGACUAAGGAAGGGGAUAGUGGCCAUUCCGACAGUGAAUACGACGGUAGGGAUGGUGGUGGAAGCUAUAUGCAUGCUGCUGCAGAGGAUCCUGCAAACUCCGAGAAUGUCAUGGGUAAACAAUUCAGUUGUCCAGACCCUGUGAUUGCUUCCGUGUUGUUAUCUGCAGAAUUUAAUGGGAUUGGAGAUGCGUAUGCAAGCUAUGUCGCGUAUGCAAAGGGAAUUAGCUUUGCAGUGCGAAAGGGAGAUUCUAUUAAAGACGAGGAGGGGAAUAUUGUUAGGAAGUUUUUCCUCUGCAAUCGGCAAGGGCUGCGUGAAAAGAAGCAUUACGAGCGAGUUGAUAGAAAAAGGACUCAUAAACCGGAGACGAGAACGAAUUGCAAUGCCAAGCUUGUGGUGUUUCUGGACAAAAGUUGUAGGAAAUGGCGGACGAAAACAUUGGUCGAGGAACAUAAUCACGAAUUGGUGCCCCAGGAGUUCACUAAUGUCAUGGCUCCACAUAGGAAGAUCCUAGAAGGGGACAAAGCGCAUAUACAUAGCAUGCAUGAAGCUGGGUUCAAAACAACUCAAAUAAUGGGCUUCUUUGCCCACAUGUGUGGUGGAUAUCGGAAUCUUAACUUCAUUAGUAAGGACUUGUAUAAUUAUAUGGAUGGAGUUAGGCAAUCAAGGAUUGUCGAGGGAGAUACAGCCGCAGCAAUAAGCUAUUUGAAGGGCAAGGCUGAGUUGGAUCCGAUGGCAGUUGUACAGUACUCUUAUUACGCUGAGAAGCACCUUGGGCACCUAUUUUGGUCAUAUGGUAACAUGCAGCAUGACUAUGAAUGCUUUGGUGAUGUGUUAGCAUUUGACUCAACGUACAGAAAAAACUUAUAUAACAGACCUCUUGUGAUCUUUUCUGGCACCAACCAUCAUAGACAGACAAUUAUUUUUGGGUUUGAUUUGCUAGAGGACGAGAAGAUUCCGUCCUACAAAUGGUUGUUAAGUAGCUUCUUGGAGGUAAUGAGGCACAAGGAGCCGAAAGUCGUUGUCACAGAUGGCGAUGAAUCCAUGCGAGAAGCCAUUAGAUGUGAAUUCCCUAGUGCGACACAUAGACUAUGCACCUGGCAUCUUGCUCAAAAUGCAGUUGUUAAUAUUAAAGACAAAGAUUUUUGUGCUGCGUUUAAGACUGCUGUGUAUGGUCACUUUGAUAUGGAAGAAUUUGACAGAUAUUGGGUAGACAUGAUCACGUCAUUCGGUUUAGAGGACAACGAUUAG